CUCAGGGCCGAGAAGUAUCUCCACAUUAUCCCCACGAGAAACCCAACAACGCAUAUCCCCGUUCUCCGUUUCCUUCAGCCACCACCGGCGGCGAGAGUGAGGUGUUGCUCUGCUCGCCAUUUGCCGCCGUCUUGAACGCCCAUGGAGCUCUGCUGCUCGGGCGUCCUCAGCGGCGCCGGCGGCGCCGCCACGCGAGCGGCGCCGCCACCGAGGAAACCAAGGCCCGGGAACAUGGGGGCUCCGUCCACCGGGCUCCUGGUGGCCCCACCGAACCGGCGGCGGGGCGGCCGCGCCGGCUGCCGCCAGUCGGCCCCGCCCGCGCCGCUCAGGGACGAGCGGCGGGCCGCCGGCACGGAGAGCGUCGUCCACAUGCUCCGGUCGGCGCCCGGCCCCGCCGAGGCCCUGGAGCUCUUCACGGCGGCGGCGCGGCAGCCCACGGCGGUCCACACCACGGAGUCCUGCAACUACAUGCUGGAGCUGAUGCGCGCCCACGGCCGCGUCGGGGACAUGGCGCAGGUGUUCGACCUAAUGCAGCGGCAGAUCGUCAAGACCAACGUCGGCACCUUCGCCACCAUCUUCAGCGGCGUCGGCGUCGAGGGCGGGCUCCGGAGCGCGCCGGCGGCCCUGCCGGUGAUGAGGGAGGCGGGGAUGUCCCUGAACGCCUACUCGUACAACGGCCUGAUUUACUUCCUCGUCAAGUCCGGCUGCGACAGAGAGGCCAUGGAGGUUUAUAAGGCGAUGGUGGAGGACGGCAUCGUGCCAAGCGUGAGGACCUACUCGGUGCUGAUGUUGGCAUUCGGGAAGAAGAGGGACGCUGACACGGUUCUCUGGCUGUUGAGUGAGAUGGAGACUCGCGGCAUUAAGCCAAAUGUGUAUAGCUACACCAUCUGCAUUCGGGUUCUUGGGCAGGCUGCAAGGUUUGAGGAGGCAUAUCGGAUUCUUAGGAAGAUGGAGGAUGCAGGGUGCAAACCGGAUGUUGUUACGCAUACCGUGCUAAUACAGAUUCUCUGUGAUGCUGGUCGGCUCAGUGAUGCCAAGGAUGUGUUUUGGAAGAUGAAAGCAAGUGAUCAGAAACCUGAUCGUGUCACUUACAUUACUCUCUUAGACAAGUGUGGUGACUCUGGCGACCCCCAAUCGGUGAUAGAAAUUUGGAAUGCAAUGGAAACUGAUGGGUAUAAUGACAAUAUUGUUGCUUAUACUGCAGUUGUAGAUGCAUUAUGCCAAGUUGGGAGGGUUAAUGAGGCUUUUGCUGUUUUUGAGGAGAUGAAGCAAAAGGGUAUAUCGCCUGAACAGUAUUCAUAUAACUCCUUAAUAUCUGGGUUUCUGAAAGCUGAUAUGUUUGAUCGUGCUCUGGAGCUCUUGAACCAUAUGAAUGUUCAUGGCCCUAGUCCAAAUGGCUACACACAUGUGCUUUUCAUUAAUUACUAUGGAAAAUCUGGUCAAUCUCUGAAAGCAAUUCAAAGAUACGAGCACAUGAAAAGCAAAGGGAUUGUUCCAGAUGUUGUUGCUGGCAAUGCUGUUUUGUAUAGCCUUGCUAGAUCUGGCAGACUUGGAAUGGCAAAAAGGGUCUUCUAUGAAUUAAAAGCCAUGGGAGUUUCUCCAGACACUAUCACUUACACCAUGAUGAUCAAAUGUUGCAGCAAGGCAUCAAAAGCUGAUGAAGCUGUGAAGAUUUUUUCUGAGAUGGUAGAAAAUGGAUGUGUUCCUGAUGUUCUCACAGUGAAUUCUUUGAUUGAUACACUCUACAAGGGAGGCAGGGGAAAUGAAGCAUGGCAACUUUUCCAUCAAUUAAAAGAAAUGAAAAUUGAGCCCACUGAUGUUACGUACAACACACUUUUGUCAGGAUUAGGAAGAGAAGGCAAAGUUAAGGAGGUAAUGCAUAUGUUCGAAGAAAUGAGCUCUAGUAUUUAUCCGCCUAAUUUAAUUACAUACAACACAGUUCUAGAUUGUCUCUGCAAAAAUGGGGAGGUGAACUAUGCAAUAGAUAUGUUGUACAGUAUGACUGCGAAAGGUUGCACACCUGACCUUUCAUCUUAUAACACUGUCAUGUAUGGCCUUGUUAAUGAGGACAGAUUUGAAGAGGCAUUCGGAAUGUUUUGUCAAAUGAAGAAGGUUCUUGCUCCAGAUUAUGCAACAUUGUGUACUCUCCUCCCAAGUUUUGUGAAAAAUGGAUUGAUGAAGGAAGCUCUGCAUACUUUUAAGGAAUACAUUUUUAAGGCUGAUUCUAAUAUGGAUAAGUCUUCAUUCCAUUCACUUAUGGAAGGGAUACUGAAGAAGGCUGGUGUGGAAAAGUCAAUCGAGUUUGCUGAAAAUAUAGCAUCAAGGGGAAUUCUCCUGAAUGAUUUCUUUUUAUGCCCAUUGAUUAGGCAUCUCUGUAAGAACAAGAAAGCUCUUGAAGCACAUGAACUCUCCCAAAAGUUUAAGAGUCUUGGAGUUUCACUAAAAACUAGCUCAUACAAUUCUCUUAUUCGUGGCCUUGUGGAUGAAAACCUGAUUGAUGUCGCUGAAGGCUUGUUUGCUGAAAUGAAAAGACUAGGAUGUGGCCCAGAUGAGUUCACUUACAAUUUGAUUCUUGAUGCCAUGGGAAAGUCGGCACGGAUUGAGGAGAUGUUAAAAAUCCAAGAGGAGAUGCAUCGUAAGGGAUUUGAAUCAACUUAUGUUACUUAUAAUACAAUCAUUUCAGGUCUUGUAAAAUCAAAGAGGUUGGACCAGGCUAUAGACUUAUACUACAAUCUGGUGAGCGAAGGCUUCUCCCCAACACCAUGUACAUAUGGUCCUCUUCUUGAUGGGUUGUUAAAAGCUGGGAAGAUAGAAGAGGCAGAAAAUCUUUUCAAUGAGAUGCUAGAGUAUGGUUGCAAACCUAAUUGCACCAUCUACAAUAUUCUACUGAAUGGACAUCGAAUAGCUGGUAACACAGAAAAUGUUUGUCAGCUCUUUGAUAAGAUGGUCGAGCAGGGAAUAAACCCAGAUAUAAAAUCCUAUACAGUUCUUAUUGACGCCCUCUGUACAGCAGGAAGAUUAAAUGAUGGUUUGUCUUAUUUUAGACAAUUAGUGGAAUUAGGACUUGAGCCUGAUCUUAUCACCUAUAAUUUGCUAAUUGAUGGCCUUGGCAAAUCUGGAAGAAUAGAGGAAGCAAUUUCUCUCUUCAAUGAGAUGAAGACAAAAGGAAUUGCUGCGAACUUGUAUACAUACAAUUCACUGAUUCUCCACUUAGGGAAAGCAGGGAAGGCUGCUGAAGCUGGUCAGAUGUAUGAAGAACUACUGAUGAAAGGAUGGAAACCUAGCGUUUUCACAUAUAAUGCCCUUAUCAGGGGUUACAGUGUUUCUGGUAAUACUGAGAAUGCAUAUGCUGCCUAUGGUCGGAUGAUUGUUGGAGGGUGCCUACCCAAUUCAAGCACUUACAUGCAACUUCCAAAUCAAUUGUGACUGAGAAGUUAGUCAUAGUCUGUAUGUGGUUCUGUAUAGUUUUGUCCAUAGUGGGAAAUGAUCAACUGUAUAUAGUAGCUGAUACUUUAUUUAAAGUAUUUGAGGGUACAUUUAGAUCUUACUCUGCAUUAUUGUUCCAUUCGUACUGGCCUAAUUGUAUGUAAUAUACAGUUAAUGGAACCAUGUCCUCCAUUUUACUGACACAUUGAAAGAAGCAACGCUCAUCAUAUAUUUAUAUUCA
This is a messenger RNA of Setaria italica (foxtail millet), 3667 nucleotides long. Its product is annotated as pentatricopeptide repeat-containing protein At4g31850, chloroplastic. The transcript is spliced from 2 exons. Bases 142 to 3426 code for a protein of 1094 amino acids. The record is from RefSeq and is a predicted model, not a curated record. Lineage: Eukaryota; Viridiplantae; Streptophyta; Magnoliopsida; Poales; Poaceae. Gene Ontology annotation, molecular function: protein binding.